CUAUGUGACAUAAUUGUAAUUUACUUCUCCUCAUUUUUUAUUCCUUCAAAAUGUAAAGCUUGUGACAGUCCAGUCCCUUCAGCCUGGAGUCCCACCUCCCAUUCCCCACAUGUGCUGUCUCUCACCAAGGUUGCCAGUGACCUCUGAGCAAAACAAUCUUGUCAAUCCCAACUGGAGCUCAACUUGCAGAAGAGAAAGACGCCCCAGCAAGCCUCUUUCGGGGAGUCCUCUAGCUCCUCACCUCCAUGGGCCAGACAGCCCUGGCGGGGGGCAGCAGCAGCACCCCCACCCCACAGGCCCUGUACCCUGACCUCUCCUGUCCCGAGGGCUUGGAAGAGCUGCUGUCUGCACCCCCUCCUGACCUGGGGGCCCAACGGCGCCACGGUUGGAACCCCAAAGACUGUUCAGAGAACAUCGAGGUCAAGGAAGGAGGGUUGUACUUUGAGCGGCGGCCCGUGGCCCAGAGCACUGAUGGGGCCCGGGGUAAGAGGGGCUAUUCAAGGGGCCUGCAUGCAUGGGAGAUCAGCUGGCCUCUAGAGCAGAGGGGCACGCAUGCCGUGGUGGGCGUUGCCACGGCCCUCGCCCCGCUGCAGACUGACCACUACGCGGCGCUGCUGGGCAGCAACAGCGAGUCGUGGGGCUGGGACAUCGGGCGGGGGAAGCUGUACCAUCAGAGCAAGGGGCCCGGAGCCCCCCAGUAUCCAGCGGGAACUCAGGGUGAGCAGCUGGAGGUGCCAGAGAGGCUGCUGGUGGUUCUGGACAUGGAGGAGGGAACUCUGGGCUACGCUAUUGGGGGCACCUACCUGGGGCCAGCAUUCCGCGGACUGAAGGGCAGGACCCUCUAUCCGGCAGUAAGCGCUGUCUGGGGCCAGUGCCAGGUCCGCAUCCGCUACCUGGGCGAAAGGAGAGGUGAGGCCUGGGGCAGAGGUGGGGAGAACUUUCUGUCCCUGGUGGCAGCGGUUUGGGAUGGAAACUCUUCUGAUGAGAGCAGAGGGGAUGGACCUUCAUCCAGCCUGCCUCCACCUCUGUUCAGUGCUGGGAAAGGCUAGGGGUCUUCACAGCUGUUAUUUAAUCCAACAGCAAUAGAGGUGAAACAGGCUUGAGAAAGCAACUUUCUCAAGUUCUCUUGGCUAGUAAAUGGUGAACCUUCAGAACGGAGGGAGGAACUCCAGGGAUGAGAGAAUUCAGGAGAUAUCAACCCCUGAGCAAGAGGUACAAAGGGUUAGGUACUAGGUUUGAUGUACAGGUCCAAAAGGAGGAUGGGCAGAGCCAGGUACCCACACCGUAUACCGGAUUCCCUGGGCUCUAACCUGUCUCUGUGCCACAUACCUACUUCCUUCCUCAGCCAAACCACAGGAUGGAGACACUGGGGCCCUGGGCACCAGGGAGGAGAGCAGUGGAGGAGGCAGGGCCUUAGGGUGGGGGCAGCAGUGGAGGAGCCCCCCCAGGAACUGACUGGGGCCAGGGCUUGGAGCUGCUCUCUGCAGUUGUGUGAGCUGUAGAGUGGAGGGCCAUCCUUCCUCACCUCAGCCCCAGCUCCCAAGCCUCUGGAGUCAAAGCCUGGGCCAGCUCCACCACUGUCAGAGCCACCUUGGCCUGUCGCUUAGAGGGCCUUAGCCAGCUCUUCACCCCCAGCUCUGACUAGGGAUGGGUGAAAUCUUAUCUGGGAAGCAGAACUUCUGGGCAUCUCAAAUUCCCCUUUCAGCCAAGGUGGGCACACUCGAAGCAGGACAGCAGAAAGGCAUCUGGGCAGGACCCUGUAGUUUGAGGACAUCUGGCUGGUGGCUGCACCCAUACUUACAUUCCCCUCCUUCUCUCCCCCAGCGGAGCCACACUCCCUUCUGCACCUGAGCCGCCUGUGUGUGCGCCACACCCUGGGGGAUACCCGGCUCGGCCAGGUAUCUGCCCUGCCCUUGCCCCCUGCCAUGAAGCGCUACCUGCUCUACCAGUGAGCCCUGUGAUACCACAGACUGCUGAGGCCUUGCCACCACCCCUCCCCUUGGGGAGGCACUGCUGGCCUAGACCAGCUGCUGAAAGCUGGUGAGGCUGAGCCCCUACCCCAACCCAAGCUCUGGGGAAAUCAGCAGCGCCAGAGCCACUCAGAGGGGGUAAGAAAGGGAGCCGGCAUUCAAGGCUAUGACAGUCUGCUACACAGAACAUUUUUUCAAGUAAAAAUAGUAAGAGAUGUUGUUAUAGAAACCUGUUCUUGGUUUUUUUUUUUUUUUUUUUUUUGCACAAAUGAUCAUUUAUAUAGCUGCCUCAAAAAGGAAGAUUAUCUGGGCAAGUCCAGUGAAGGCAGACAAACCACAAGACCUAGUGCCAGGUUUAUUCCCUCACAUGUGGAUGGUUCACAUACACAGCACAGAGGCAUGGGCACCAUGGGAGAGGGCAGCACUCCUGCCUUCUGAGGGGAUCUUGGCCUCACGGUGUAAGAAGGGAGAGGAUGGUUUCUCUUCUGCCCUCACUAGGGCCUAGGGAACCCAGGAGCAAAUCCCACCCCUUCCACCUCUCAGCCAAGGAGAAGCCACCUUGGUGACAUUUAGUUCCAACCAUUAUAGUAAGUGGAGAAGGGAUUGGCCUGGUCCCAACCAUUACAGGGUGAAGAUAUAAACAGUAAAGGGAGGUACAGUUUGGAUGAGGCCACAGGAAGGAG
This is a messenger RNA of Nomascus leucogenys (northern white-cheeked gibbon), 2653 nucleotides long. It is a transcript of the gene SPSB2, whose product is annotated as splA/ryanodine receptor domain and SOCS box containing 2. Gene Ontology annotation, molecular function: protein binding. Gene Ontology annotation, cellular component: SCF ubiquitin ligase complex. The record is from RefSeq and is a predicted model, not a curated record. Lineage: Eukaryota; Metazoa; Chordata; Mammalia; Primates; Hylobatidae. The coding region runs from base 246 to 1049 and encodes 267 amino acids. The transcript has 2 exons. Gene Ontology annotation, biological process: proteasome-mediated ubiquitin-dependent protein catabolic process; protein ubiquitination; intracellular signal transduction.